Molecule: messenger RNA, 1151 nt
Organism: Sphaerodactylus townsendi
Lineage: Eukaryota; Metazoa; Chordata; Lepidosauria; Squamata; Sphaerodactylidae
Product: purine nucleoside phosphorylase-like
Exons: 4
Coding region: 1-756 (251 amino acids)
Biological process (GO): nucleoside metabolic process
Cellular component (GO): cytoplasm
Molecular function (GO): purine-nucleoside phosphorylase activity
Source: RefSeq, a predicted model, not a curated record
AUGAACGUGACGCUCCAUCUCUCCUCAGUGCCCGGCCAUGAAGGAUGUCUCACCUUCGGGGAGCUGCAAGGUCAGCCGUGCGUUUGCAUGAAGGGGCGCUUUCACCUGUAUGAGGGAUACCCUCUUUGGAAGGUCACCUUCCCGGUCCGGGUAUUUAAACUCUUGGGCAUACAGAUUCUGCUGGUGACCAAUGCGGCUGGAGCGUUGGGGGAGUCGUAUCGCAUCGGGGACCUCAUGAUUAUCCGGGACCACAUCAACUUGCUGGGCUUGGCAGGGCAGAACCCAUUGCUGGGCCCCAAUGAAGAGAGGUUUGGACCCCGUUUCCCUGCCCUUUCUGAUGCCUACGACAGGAAGCUCCGUGCUUUGGCAGCGGAGGUCGCGGGGCACCUUGGAUACGCCUCCUUCGUCAAGGAGGGCGUCUACUGCAUGGUUGGAGGCCCCAACUUUGAAUCCGUCGCGGAGGCCCGGUUGCUGCACUCACUGGGGGCAGACGCAGUGGGAAUGAGCACCGCAGCCGAGGUCGUCGUGGCCCGGCACUGUGGGUUACGGGUCUUCGGCCUGUCGCUGAUCACUAACAAGGUGGCCAAGGAGUACGAGGCCCAGGAGCACGUCGAUCAUCUCAGAGUGCUGGAGGUGAGCCAGAGGCGAGUUUCCACCCUCCAGAGACUCCUCGCAGAACUUGUGGGCAGGUUGGAGCCAAUCGAUAGCAGCGGCGACCCAGAGGACAACAGGACCACGGGCCAGAAUGGACUCUGAAUGCUCCGGCGCUCCCCUCUAGACUUGGGGACCCACCUGGAGAGGACUAGGUUUGCCAGACUCUAAGUAGAUCCACAUGACAGUCAGUGAGUAAGGGCACUAGUAGGUUAAACUAACACCCCACUGCACCAGUUACUGGAGGCUCUCUCAAACCCAGUCUAUUCCGAAUAAAUUUGCAAACAUCUCAUAUGGUCUUUAGCCUAUCUCUCGACAGUAUGAUCCCUCAUCGGCGCAAAACAAAGACUCCAGAUUUUUUUUCGUUUCCAUAAAUCCUUCUCAAUUAAUAUCUCUUGGUUCCUAUAUUCUUUUUACCUGUAGUGUAUCUGUCACAAAUGUUCACACUCCAAAAACCAAGACUUUGUAGCUACACACAGGUGCCACAAUAAAUAUGGAAU